GUUUUCAUGAGGUUUUGUCAUUUCACUGGGCGCAAUUUUGUAUAUUUUUUGUAAAUAAUAAUGCCCUUUUAUCGAAAACCUAGGAACUUUACACCUUUGUCAGUUGAAUCAGAAAAGAAAUCCAUAAAAAAUGGCCUGCGCCAUGCUAUUUAUACAUCAAGACUUGACUAUUAUAAAGGGGAUUGGAAGAAUGAUAAGAAAGAAGGAAAAGGCCGAUUCCUAACAAUCAAAGGUUAUUUAUAUGAGGGCGACUGGUAUCAAGGAUUCAGGCAUGGUUUUGGAGUUCUAAGCUACCGCGAAGCAGAGACUGGAAUUUUUAAGCUGAAAUACAGAGGUGAAUGGGUCAGGGGAAAACCGGAAGGCAUCGGGUGGAUGUACUAUGAAAAUGGCGACAUGUAUUUCGGUUAUUUCAAGAGAGGGUUGCGCCACGGCUACGGCAAAAUGUGGUUCAAAGAUGGAACUUUGUACGUCGGAUAUUGGAACAAGGAUGAGAGGGAUGGAUUGGGAAUGCUCGUCGAAAGAUCCGGCAACCGCUACGAAGGCAACUGGCAGGGCUCCGCGCGGCACGGGCUCGGCCGCUACUACCACCUGCACACGGGGCAGCUGCAGGAGGGCUGCUGGGACCACGGCGUCUGCGUGCGCUCCAAGAUGGAGGAUAUCAUUAUACGACAGUUCUGCGAUUUGCCCACCCCGUAUCCUAUACCGCCGCAAGAAUUAUACGACGCAAGAGCGAUACUUGAGGGAAGCGAGUUAUGGUUGAAACAAAGACUCGGGGACAUAGACAAGAAACUACAACAUUGUAUCGAUCAAAUGGAUUAAUUUAUUAUUCAACUUCAGAUCACUGUUUAAAAAUGUGUAUAAAAUUGUUACCAAUAACUGUUCAUGAAUGAGCAAAUAAAUUCUUAUUCUAAAACACUGAAA
Molecule: messenger RNA, 921 nt
Organism: Plutella xylostella (diamondback moth)
Lineage: Eukaryota; Metazoa; Arthropoda; Insecta; Lepidoptera; Plutellidae
Product: MORN repeat-containing protein 3
Source: RefSeq, a predicted model, not a curated record